UCCGUCGAGGAGCUGAACGCGAAGAAAGAAGAACCGCUUCGUUGCCUCAGCUAGCAGCGAAGCCGAUAACUCAACAACAGUGACCACCUGGAUAAAAAGUAGAGCUCAGAUAAUGGCUACCGGUGCUGAUGUCAGAGACAUUCUGGAGUUGGCAGGAGGAGACAAUGAUGCAGGACCCAUCAGCAAGAAAGAUAUCAUCAACUCAGACAAGAAAAAGGCCAAGAAAUCCACAGAGACGCUGACCUUCAAGAGGCCAGAGGGGAUGCACAGAGAAGUCUAUGCUUUGCUGUACUCUGACAAAAAGGACGCUCCUCCACUGUUGCCCAGUGACACCACUCAGGGUUACCGGACGGUGAAGGCGAAGCUGGGCUGUAAGAAGGUCAGGCCGUGGAAGUGGAUGCCUUUCACCAACCCGGCCAGAAAAGAUGGAGCCAUCUUCCAUCACUGGAGACGAGCGGUGGAGGAGGGGAAGGAUUACCCUUUCGCCCGCUUCAACAAGACUGUCCAGGUGCCCGUGUACUCUGAACAGGAGUAUCAGAUGCAUCUCCAUGAUGAUGGCUGGACUAAAGCAGAGACGGAUCACCUGUUUGACUUGUGCAAGCGAUUUGACCUGCGGUUCAUCGUUAUCCAUGACCGCUAUGACCACCAGCAGUACAGAAAACGUUCUGUGGAGGAUCUGAAGGAACGUUAUUAUAAUAUCUGCGGGAAGCUGACGAAGGUUCGUGCCGUUACCGGCACAGAGCCCAAAAUCUACAUCUUUGAUGCAGGUCACGAGAGACGCAGGAAAGAACAGCUGGAGAGACUCUUCAGCCGUACACCUGAACAGGUGGCAGAGGAAGAGUACCUAAUCCAGGAGCUGAGGAAGAUCGAGACUCGCAAGAAGGAGCGGGAGAAGAAGGCGCAGGAUCUGCAGAAGCUGAUCACGGCGGCCGACAGCACCACAGAAAUGCGCAGAGCCGAGCGCAAGGCCACCAAGAAGAAACUCCCACAGAAACGAGAGACAGAGAAACCGGCUGUACCUGAAACUGCAGGAAUCAAAUUCCCUGACUUCAAAUCAGCAGGAGUCUCAUUGCGAAGCCAGAGGAUGAAGUUACCGAGCUCUGUGGGACAGAAGAAGAUAAAAGCGAUUGAGCAGAUCCUCACUGAGCAAGGAGUGGAUUUGAACCCCAUGCCCACUGAGGAGAUUGUGCAGAUGUUCAACGAGCUCCGCAGCGACCUGGUCCUCGUCUACGAGCUCAAGCAGGCCCACAGUAACUGUGAGUAUGAGCAGCAGAUGCUGCGGCACCGCUACGACGCUCUGCUGAAGGCAGGGGGUGCUAUGACACCCCAGAGUGAGAGCGGCGGGGGUCCUGACAGCCAAGCUUGGCCUGGACCUGAUGACAUCAAAACAGAAGCCAAGGAGCAGAUUAUCGAUGUGGUGGGAGCGCCACUCACGCCCAACUCGCGCAAACGCAGAGAGUCCGCCUCCAGCUCCUCCUCCAUCAAGAAGAUGAAGAAACCUUGACAUGGAUCACUUUUUAAAGGACGUUUCUGGGAAGAAAGGGACGUUGUUAAGCAGUCUGCAUCUCUGAGCGUGGGGGUUUGUAGCGCAAGGUUAUGGUUGUGGGCUGUUCAUCACUCCAGCAACUGAAGAUCAAGUUGUAUCUUCAUCAUUGACGUGGUCUUCACAGGCUGACCACCUCUUGCCUUCUGUUCUCUCCUUCUCAAGCCUUUCUGCUCUUCACUGUUCCUUCAGAAAGCCAGUCUUAUCAUCCUAUUCCUCUGCUGCCUUAUCUUCAUGUUAUGCAGCUCUGGCACAGGGGAAGCCUGCUGAGAUAUGAAUUGCUGGAGAAAAGAUGAAAUAGGGGAACACGUCUGGAAUGAAGGAGUAUUUGCUGAAUGGUAUGGAAAAAGGAUGUUUUGGAUCCUAUCUAUGUCUUAAAAGUCCUAAAAAAAUUUACGUUUUCCAUCCUCAGAGUUUCAUGUUACAGGCUCCUGUGAAAGUUGGACUGUUUUGGUUCAACAAGUGUGCCUACAAGUGUUAUUCUGCCAACCACGUCUCUUAGCUCUCGUCCUGACCCCCAUUUCGGAGUAAUCUGGCUGAGAUGGACAGACCAAGCGACUGCUCUAGCGCCCUCUACAGUCUGCCUGCUGUAUUCAGACCCAACACCUGGCUGUGAAUCUCCAUUAAUUAAGAUCUAAUAAAUGUUGUGCUUUUUCACUU
This is a messenger RNA of Colossoma macropomum (tambaqui), 2203 nucleotides long. It is a transcript of the gene dmap1, whose product is annotated as DNA methyltransferase 1 associated protein 1. The record is from RefSeq and is a predicted model, not a curated record. Gene Ontology annotation, cellular component: nucleus; NuA4 histone acetyltransferase complex; Swr1 complex. Gene Ontology annotation, molecular function: transcription corepressor activity. The transcript is spliced from 11 exons. Gene Ontology annotation, biological process: DNA repair; negative regulation of transcription by RNA polymerase II; chromatin remodeling. Lineage: Eukaryota; Metazoa; Chordata; Actinopteri; Characiformes; Serrasalmidae. Bases 113 to 1504 code for a protein of 463 amino acids.